AUGGGAGCAAUUGAUGGUACCCAUGUUCCUGCAAAUGUUCCUGUUGAGAUUCAAGGAAAGUUUCGAGCUAGCUGGGAAGGAAGUGCACAUGAUUCACGGGUUUUAGGCGAUGCAUUAUCAAGACCUAGUGGUCUAAAAAUUCCAGAAGGGAAAUAUUAUCUUGGUGAUGCUGGUUACGGUAUUCGAAAAGGAAUCAUUUCUCCUUUUCGUGGAGUUCGAUAUCACUUGAAUGAGUUUACUGAACAUUCACCAGAAAAUGAAAAGGAGCUAUUUAAUCUUCGACACUCUUCUUUGAGAACUGCUAUUGAGCGAGAGAAUGCAAAAUGCAAGGGCAAGCACUUUACAUGGUCUAAGCCUAUGUCUCACAUGCUACUUGAGAUAUUAGCUGAGGAGGCACUUAAAGGAAACAAACCUUCUUCCACCUUUAGAGCAGAAUCUUUUGUUAAGGUGGCUACCGAAAUUAGUCAAAAGUUCAACGUUCAAUGCGAGCCUAAACAUGUUGACAAUCAUCUCAAAACUGUGAAAAAAGAAUGGGGAAUAAUAACCAAGCUUAAAAAUAAAAGUGGCUUUGGUUGGGAUGAUUGUUUGAAGAUGAUUACAGUUUCGAAAGAUGUUUAUGAUGAAGAAGUGAAGUAUCUCAACAAAAAACUUGACAUGUACGAGGCAAUGACAAUUGUUGUUGGAAAAGAUAUGGCAACCGGAAAUUAUGCCAAAUCAUAUGCUGAUGUCAACUUGGAAGAGAACACUGAAGAGCAAUCAAUUUCAAUUGAAAAUGAAGGGGAAUAUGAAGAAACUUCUAAGGGAAAAGAGACAUCUUCCUCUAGUACGCAAAAGAGGCAACAUAGGAAGAGAAAUCGCAUGUAUGAAGAUGAUGGUGUUGAAAAGUUGUCUAAACAGAUUGGAGAUGUAGCACUUGCAAUUCAAAGCCUCAGCAAAAAUCAACUUGAUGUUAAUGCGUUGUAUGCGGAAGUCAUGAAAAUUGAAGACUUUGAUGAGAUCACUCUUGGGGAGGCAUUUGAUCAUUUGGUCCAAAAUGAAAUGUUGGCAAAAGCAUUUAUGGCAAAAAAUGCUUAA
Messenger RNA from Populus trichocarpa (black cottonwood), 1074 nucleotides. RefSeq lists its product as uncharacterized. The record is from RefSeq and is a predicted model, not a curated record. The transcript is spliced from 5 exons. The coding region runs from base 1 to 1074 and encodes 357 amino acids. Lineage: Eukaryota; Viridiplantae; Streptophyta; Magnoliopsida; Malpighiales; Salicaceae.